Messenger RNA from Portunus trituberculatus (swimming crab), 2520 nucleotides. RefSeq lists its product as uncharacterized. The coding region runs from base 450 to 785 and encodes 111 amino acids. Lineage: Eukaryota; Metazoa; Arthropoda; Malacostraca; Decapoda; Portunidae. The record is from RefSeq and is a predicted model, not a curated record. The transcript has 4 exons.
GUUGAGUUUGGUUCGGUGCGGUGAGGACAGGCGCUCCGUCCUCAAUUAUUUUAAAAAGACUCAAUUCUUCUUGAAAAGAGAGAAAAAAAAAAACCGUGGAAUCGACAGAAUAAUCGAACAAAACGAAUAAUCGAAAAAAAAAAAAAGAAGAGAAAGGAAAACGUAACCGUACAAAGUUACCCAACAGUGUGAACAAACAUUACGAUAAAGAGAGCUGGGGUGAGUGGAGAGAAUGUCUUCCUCCACUUAAGGAAAAGGAACCAACCUCGUGAACUGUCACCGAGAAAAGGAAACGAUACGAAAAAAAAUAGAAUAAUAAAAACCACAAUAACUGGUAGAUAAUAUAGAAAUAAAAGCAAAACAAAUAAUAAAAUCACGCCAGGGAGUGCUGUUAUAAAGACAAGACUCCCUCAGCGCUACUCAACGUAACUUUGGUCCCUGUCGCCGCCAUGAGGAGCAGCAAUCACACUUUCAGAUACUUGACCGCCACACAGGCCCAGUACCUGCCGCAGGAGGUCAAUUUCUGGACCAUGGCCAUAGUAGCAGUAGGGACAGGCUUCAUCCUCACGGUGGCUGUCUCCAUCUACUUGAUCUGCCAGACUCGGCUCGAGCGCCCUCUGGCGGUCCGUCAGCAGCGCACGGUGCGGUACAUUAGCCACGGUCCAGACAUCUACCUGCGUCCCCACCAGUGUCCUCCUACCAAUGCCCCGCACCUCGACGACUUGGCCUUGACUCCCUACCACCUCCAGGAACCUCCGGAAGGAGCCACUGCCUCUCUCCAUUAGCCUGGCACCCACCCGCCUACCGUGACUGAAGAAGGGUCGUGGUGACACAAACAGGAAGGCAGUUUGAAUAUAGAGUUUCGUUUAGAUCAGCUUCGUGAAGUAAUGCAAAACAGUCAGCGACAUAAGAUUAGCUGGAUUGAAAAGCACAAAUCAAACCAUGAAUGCAUUUUUUCGUUAUAAUAAAGAACAUUCUUCUUACCCUACGUCACUGUCACCGUCACACAUUGUUACAUUAAUCCCUUUAGUAACAUGACACGUUUUAAUAUUUGUUUUGCUUACUGUUUGGUGACUUAAACAGUUUCAGAAACUUAUGUGGGUGAUUGAAAUAAUGAAGUCAAUAUCUAUUAACCUUCUGACCUCCAUAGACCCUUCGUAAUGUUAAUAAAAUCGUUUAAUCACGUCCAAAACUCAAGGUAAAAAUGUGUCCCAACUCUGAAGGGGUUAAUAGCAGAAUGAACAAUACUCGUACAGCAUAAUAUUAACAUGUCAGUUCACAAACACAUCCCAUGCCCACAGACCCGCAGUGACUUCCCUUGAUCUUUACUCUAUUAACACAACGUCGCAGCAUUGCACCACACCAGAAAAGCUCACCACAUCACCACAACGCAACAUACUAAAGCCCUAGACCACAAGAAAAGGUAAUGCAACACAUCAUAACGCCAUAACCACAGCACACAACACUGUAGACAAGACCACAACACCACAGAACAUAGCACAUCCUUACUCGCGAUCCUCAUCUCAUCACAGUCCGGCCAAUAAAUUCGUGAUGGAUAUAUGGAAACAGUGAAAAGAAUAACGGCCGACCCUUCAUUAUUAGAUUAUUAAUAUACGUGAUGAGAGAGAGAGAGAGAGAGAGAGAGAGAGAGAGAGAGAGAGAGAGAGAGAGAGAGAGAGAGAGAGAGAGAGGUGUACCAACAUAACCCUCGUUCCGUCAAGAUAAGAUAAAAUGGACGUAAUGAAUCGAAGAAGAUUGACACGUCUGAAUGGUGAGAUAUGUACGUACUUGUCAUCACCCUUUCUACAACACACACACACACACACACACACACACACACACACACACACACACACACACACACACACACACACACACACGACGGAAAGGUUUUGCUUAGAUGGCUGAGAUAGUGUUCGUUCAUCCAAUGUUCCGAGGGCUAGUGUGUUGCAAGGCUUUGUUACUGUGAUGGCUUGUAAUGAAUGCUUUUGUGUGUAUAUAUGGUUAUUUUGGGAAUCAGGGAUACACUUCACUGAUUCGACUGAUGCAUCGCUCCUUUCUCCUUUUAUUUUUAUUGAAGAAUAGCAUUUUCCCUUUGUCUUUUUUUCUUCUUUUACUGUUGCAUUUUGAAAACAACAGAAAAGUGUUUUUUUUUCAUUUCGUCUUUUGUUUUUAUCUUCUUACUGAAGCACCCAUUUAACAAAGAGCGAAAGACAUAAUGUGUGUUCUUUUUAUUUUUACUGUAUAAUUCACAAACAACAAACUAUCUAACUUACUUUUCUUUCGCAGUGUGAAGUUAGUACGUAUGUGUGUAAGUGCCCUAUAUCCACAUAACAGAAGUCAUGAUACAUAAACUAAUAAUAAUGUUUGUCAUAAAAAAAACCUAUGUAACCUUAUUUGUUAUAAAGUAUAGAUAGGAUGAAGUCUCUAAGAUCAAAACUAAAUGAAGUGCUCUAUGCUAUACGUAAUUGUCCUAGUUAUUAAUAAUCAAAACAAAUAGAAAUAAACUAAUGUAUUUCC